This is a messenger RNA of Diversispora eburnea, 1488 nucleotides long. The record is from the annotation of a GenBank genome assembly. Lineage: Eukaryota; Fungi; Glomeromycota; Glomeromycetes; Diversisporales; Diversisporaceae.
AUGAACCAGAACCCGAAAAAUUCUAACAUUCGUAGUUACUUGAGAUCUCUCCCUACACAAGGACAGGCAGAAUGGUAUUGGGCAGAAUUUUCAAAAUUAAAAAAAUCGAAUCCCAAUACCUUCAAUAUGUGUGUAGAUUUUUGGAAAAACGUCUUGAAGGAAACAAGUAGACAAGGCUGGUUAGGGGAAAAUAUUAUUUGUUUAGACACAAGUGUCCAACUCGAGGAAAAAUUUCAAACUAACGGUUAUCAUCCUAUGAGCCUUCCUUGUGUUUUUAAUGAAUUAUAUAUUAAUGCGGAAUUGCUUCCUUUCGAAGAAUUUAUGACUUUACAAAAUCAAUCUUGGAUAAAAUGGGCAAUUUCAAAACUUAUAUUAAAUCCAAUUCAAAAGAUUAUUAAUUCAAAAAUUUCUUCAACAAAAUGGAUAAUAAUGGAUUUAUUAAAAGAAGCCGCUGAUGGAGUUAUUUUACAUCAAGAAAAGAAUGCCAUUCAUAAAAUUACCGAUAAUCUUUUCACAAUGAAAAUGCUUAAAGCUGAAUUCGCGUCAGUGGUAUUUCCAGGAGUUAUACUUUCAGAUGAUGAUCUAAAAGUGUUAAUAACUUAUUUAGAAUUUAAACAAAAAAUUUUAGUAAAAAAUGAAGAAAAUAAUAUUAUUAAAUUCAAAACAAAAAAUCCUCUUGAUAAAGAAAAUUUUGAAAUUACAUCUACCGAUCGUGGAAUUACUGCUAUCAGAGAAACGUGUCAAAAAUUACAUCAACAAAUACAAGAUCUUGAAUUUCGUAUAAAAGAAAUUUCAACGAAAAUCAAUGAAUAUAUUGUUCGUAAACAAAAAGUUUCAGCUAAAUAUUGUUUAAGGCAAAAGAAAAAUCUUGAACAAGUUUUAAGUAAAAGGCUUGGGUCUCUAGAAGUAGUUGAAGAAAUUCUUUUAAAGAUUCAAGGUGCUGCUUGUGAUUCAGAGAUAAUAGAUAUAUAUAAUGUUGGAACAAAUGCUUUACGCAGUAUUUUUGAAUCUGCUGGACUUACUGCAGAUUCAGUAGAAGAAACAAUAGAUAGAUUACAGGAUGUUUUGGCUGAUCAAAAAGAAAUUGAUAAUGCCAUUAAAUUGGGGGCAGAUUCUUUAUCUGACAAAACAAUUGACACAGAUAAUGAAUUGGAAAAGGAGCUUGAAGAAUUAUUGGCUGAUGAAAAUAUUACAAAAGAAUUUCAAAAAUUGCAGCUGGAAUUUUCAAAAAUUCCACAACUUUCUGGAAAUAAUAAAGAUGAAGAGAGAGAACUUGAAAAUAAUAAAGGUGAAAAGAGAGAACUUGAAAAUAAUAAAGGUGAAGAGAGGGAACUUGAAAAUGAAGAAAAAGAUCUUGAAAAUGAAGAAAAAGAUCUUGAAAAUAAUAAAAGUAAAGAGAGAAAUCUUGAGAAUAAUAAAAAUAAAGAGAAUAAUCUUGAGAAUAAUAAAAAUAAGGAGAGAGAACAAGUUCCAAUGGCAGUUUGUUAA